AUGUCGUUAGAAAUGCGUAUAGAUACAGAAACUUCCGAAAAAUCUAAAUCUAAUAUUUGGAAGUAUUUCACUAAAGAAAGAGGGCAAGACAAUAAAAUUACUGCAAAAUGCAAUUAUUGUAAUGCCAAAUAUGUUGUUGUUAAAGGUGCAACAACAAAUCUUUGGACACAUAUUAAAAAAAUACACGUGUCUCUUCUUGGUUUAUCAACUACUCAACAUACAUUAGAACAAUUUGGUUUAUCGAUAAAUAGUAACAGUGAAAUUUUUACAGGGGCUAGUAAAGAAGAAAAUCUACGAAAAUGGUUAACAAAUUGGAUUAUUCUUGAAGAUCUUCCAUUUACAAUUGUUGAGGGAUGGCUUAAAUGGAUUCUUAAAAAAGUUACUGGUGGAUUUCAUCUUGUAUCGGCAGAUACAAUUAGACGUGAUAUUAUACAAUAUCAUAUAGAUAUACGAAUAACUAUUCAAAAAAUUUUAAAGAAAACUUUAGGAAAAUUAUCAUUAUCAUUAGAUAUUUGGACUUCAACUGUUGUCAAAUCAUAUAUGGAAAUACUGUACAUUUAUUGA
Rhizophagus irregularis DAOM 181602=DAOM 197198 is the source of this 564-nucleotide messenger RNA. The record is from RefSeq and is a predicted model, not a curated record. NCBI's taxonomy places the organism in Eukaryota, Fungi, Glomeromycota, Glomeromycetes, Glomerales, Glomeraceae.